Messenger RNA from Athalia rosae (coleseed sawfly), 5557 nucleotides. It is a transcript of the gene nAChRa3, whose product is annotated as acetylcholine receptor subunit alpha-like. The transcript is spliced from 14 exons. The coding region runs from base 762 to 2429 and encodes 555 amino acids. NCBI's taxonomy places the organism in Eukaryota, Metazoa, Arthropoda, Insecta, Hymenoptera, Athaliidae. Gene Ontology annotation, molecular function: transmembrane signaling receptor activity; acetylcholine-gated monoatomic cation-selective channel activity. Gene Ontology annotation, cellular component: postsynaptic membrane; synapse; neuron projection. The record is from RefSeq and is a predicted model, not a curated record. Gene Ontology annotation, biological process: monoatomic ion transmembrane transport; signal transduction; nervous system process.
AUCGAGUCUGAUAGGGAGAGAGAGAGUUAAAGGCGAAGAGACCUGCAGGUGCAUUCGGCCUUCGUUCGCAUUCCGUUACGAAAUUCCUAGUAACUAAGACUAACAUCCGUUGAAAAAGGUAGAAAAAGAAUGGGGGAGGAGGGAGGAUAAGAAAAAACGUGAAACUUGGACAAAAUUUGACUUGUUAUUGUUGUUGUUGUUAUUGUUGAUGUUAACCCUGUUGUUGUCCGGUGAAGAGGGUCUCCGAAAACUGUUCGUCGUUGUCGCGGUGCAUCAGCGUCGCCAAAAACCAAAAAAGUAAAAAAAAAAAAAAAAAAACGCCAGUUCUCUCAGAGGAAUCGGUGGAACCGAUCUUGGAAUAUCGUCGCGCGUUCAUCCCGUGCAGUGUGUCUUCGUAACAAUUAUUCUUCAUUAUCGUCACUGCUGUGCUCUUCGACGAUGAAUUGUUCAAAUCCCCACCAAUGAUGUGAAGAAAUAUUUGCAAAAAAAAAAAAGAGGGAAAAUAAAAAAAAUAACCGAACGGUCGCAAUUAAUUCUGGUGAAUCUUGAAGCGCUUGCGAAUGGUUCGGUGUUUGACGGUGAUAAAAAGGGUUAACGAUCACCUAAUACUAGCAGCGAAAGGUGCUGAAUCAAUCUGGAGCGUCGUGUAAUUUCUGCAACUGUACCGGAUUGUCUUGCAGGGUCGGCGGGCACCGGGUCGAACGAAAGGCCAGGACGGAAGAAAGCGAGGAGAAAUGAGGCGGACGUGACGUCACAAUGACAUGAUGAAGAGCCUGGUGGGGAUCAUGUGGAUAGUGUUGGUGCUUAUAUCAGGAUGCUCAGGAAAUCCAGAUGCCAAGCGACUCUACGACGACCUCCUGUCAAAUUACAACAAGCUGGUUCGACCCGUGGUCAACGUUACCGAUGCCCUCACCGUCAAAAUCAAACUCAAACUGUCUCAGCUGAUUGAUGUGAAUCUGAAAAAUCAAAUCAUGACGACGAAUCUCUGGGUUGAACAGUCCUGGUACGACUAUAAGCUAAAAUGGGACCCGAAGGAAUACGGUGGUGUGGAAAUGCUGCACGUGCCAUCGGACCACAUAUGGCGACCCGACAUUGUGCUCUACAACAACGCCGAUGGUAAUUUUGAGGUAACGUUAGCCACCAAGGCAACGUUGAAUUAUACGGGUCGAGUCGAAUGGAAACCACCUGCGAUUUACAAGUCCUCAUGCGAAAUUGACGUCGAAUAUUUCCCCUUCGACGAGCAGACCUGUGUAAUGAAGUUUGGCUCAUGGACCUACGAUGGUUUUCAGGUGGAUCUGAGGCACAUAGACGAGGUACGAGGCAGCAACGUCGUUGAAAUCGGAGUCGAUUUAUCAGAAUUCUACACCUCGGUGGAAUGGGAUAUACUCGAGGUUCCCGCUGUCAGGAAUGAAAAAUUUUACACCUGCUGCGACGAACCCUACCUAGACAUCACCUUCAACAUCACCAUGAGGCGAAAAACUCUGUUUUAUACGGUCAACCUCAUCAUCCCUUGUAUGGGAAUUUCCUUCCUCACAGUUUUAGUCUUCUAUCUACCGAGCGACAGCGGCGAAAAGGUCAGUUUGUCCAUAUCGAUUCUGCUGUCGCUCACCGUGUUCUUCUUGCUUCUGGCAGAGAUCAUUCCUCCGACGUCAUUGGUGGUGCCUCUUCUAGGAAAAUUUGUCCUCUUCACGAUGAUAUUAGAUACAUUUAGCAUAUGCGUGACGGUGGUGGUGCUGAACGUGCAUUUCAGAUCACCGCAAACUCACACAAUGGCACCAUGGGUUCGCAGAGUUUUCAUCCACGUUCUUCCCAGGCUGCUGGUGAUGCGAAGGCCGCAGUACCAGAUCGACAAACGAAGCAUAGGAGGUCAUCACAACCAUCGAGUAAUGGUGAGGACCUGCAACGGCCUCGAGUUGAGAGACCCCUCGCUCUUCGUCGAGGCUUCGGCCUCGGAGCUCGUAGAGUCGUCGGUGUUGUUCCCAAGUCUCGAUUCCCGGGACGAGUUGAAUCCCCGCGAGUUGGAAGCAGUGAAUCUCGGGAGCACGUGUAGAAUCCACGGAUCUCCGGCACCGGCACCGGUCGUACCUCAACCCCAGCUGCCCACACAGGAGAGCGUGGAUGCACUUUGUCAUUCUCUUCAUCAUUGGCACCACUGCCCCGAGUUGUACAAAGCCAUCGAAGGGAUCAGAUUCAUAGCCGAUCACACGAAGAGAGAAGAAGAUUCUACCAGAGUAAAAGAAGACUGGAAAUACGUUGCCAUGGUGUUGGACAGGCUAUUUCUAUGGAUAUUCACGUUAGCCGUCGUAGUCGGUACUGCCGGUAUAAUUUUACAAGCCCCAACGUUGUACGACGAUCGCAUACCGAUCGACGUUCGGUUAUCAGAAAUCGCGUCAACCACUGCCAAACCACACAUCGCCACGAUUCUCUGAGGCACGAUUGCUCUCCCAUUUUCAUCUUCAUUCUGAGAAUAAAACCGGCUGUUUCGUACGGUAGAUAAUUUUAUUAUCAGUGGUAAUUGAAUAUGUUAAAUAUCACCGAUUCGUACAGUUACCUACCACUGGGGCGUCUACGUCUCUCGAUGGUAUUUAUUAUAUUUUCAAUAAAUAAAUAUGUAAGUGAACGGAACAAUUUAUCCAAUGAAAUAUGAUACUACAUUCAUUAAAAUAGCUCAAACGGAGGGAUAAAUGCAUAAAUUAUAUCUGCCUAGAUAUUGGUCGACGGAAUAUUAUGGUUAUAUUGUAAAAUUGAGGAACCUGCAGCUAAUUAGAGACGUAAAUUAUGACUAGGCCUAAGACUAAAUAAUAAUUAAUAUGGUGUGUGAUCGUACGUAUCAUUUUUCCAUUUAUUCAUCGUCGAAUGAUUGAAGAAAGUUAUCAGUGCUACGAUAAAAUCCAUCGCGCCACGGGCACUGACGAGAAAUAAGAAUUGAGAAAUAAAAUCAGAUUGAAUGGUGAAAGUCGCACGAAUUGUAUAAUCAGGUUCAAUUGAAUGGAAACAUUUUUUUUCUUCAUUUUUUAUACACACCCUUCACCGUUGGCGGGAUUUAUCGUUGCAGGUUGCAGACUCAGGAAAAAAGAAAAAUUAUUUCUCGAAACUUUCACUACGUUGAGCCUGUAACGAAGGGGCCAUAUUUUCGAUUGAAAAGUUAGAAAAAAGAAACAAAAAAAAAUUAUUGCAUCUCUUUCUACGAGAUUCUAAAUAUCUACACCAGGUAGACGUGAAAACUGGUAUGUAAUGGGGUCGGGCUUUGAUUACAGCCGAUCCAAAUUUUAUUGCUCAUAAGUGUUUGUAAUAAAAAAUCGUAAUCACACUCGUUUCAUUACCUGUAUAAUUAAUAUGACACGACAACGAUCAUGAAUUUUCAAACGACAGAAAAGUGCGUAAGAGAAAGUACUGAGUUUUGUCUUAUAUCAAUUCGGUUACUUUGCUGUUGUUUUUUACGCUUGUUUCGAUGAUUGUUGCAAAUAUUAUGUAUUCAACGGCUCGGUCUUUUUGUCGAAAUUAUUUUUGAUUCGAAUUGCGAUUGGUCGGAUUAUGCGUAUUCCGUAGGUUGAUUUGAUAUUUAUUUAAAGCUUCUGUAGCAUGAGCCGCCCAUAGGUGAGAAAAAAUUUCUCGAUUCGCCCCCGUUGACUUUUUUUAAUUUCUUCUCAAAGAUUUAUUGAUAGUGCAAAAAGUUAUUUCAUCUAAUUAAGUUUGAAAUAAAUGUGAAAUGGAUUCGAAGCGAGGAGAUAUGAAUAAUAUAAUAAACAAUAACUGAAUGAGUAAAUUAAGUAAAUGAAUGAAUAAGUAAACAAAUUAAUAAAUAAAUAAAUGAAUAAAUAAAUAAAAGAACAAUAAUUACAUGUUGUUGUGGAAGUAAGCACAGUGAUAGUUACCUAUUAUAAAUUAAACGAUUAAAAAAAACGGAAGAAGAAGAACAAAAAAGCUAUACACGUAACAAACAACAAUUAUCCACAAUAUAUACAUAAAUAGAUAAACAAAUUAUAUAAAUUGAUAUUAUACAUAUAUAUAUGAUAAGACACGUAGCAAAAUAUUUUAUGAGGGUGUGAGUGAUUAUUUACAAUUAAAGCAAAGUAAAUUGUAAUAAUUAUAUACUAUAACACAAUGAAACGCAGGUCUCUGUUAUUUAAGACCAAGUUGAAAAAGAAAAAUGAAUAAAUAAAUAAACAAAUUAUAAAUGCCCCCUCGUUAUAAGUCACAAGGAAGGAAGAGGAGUUUUAUAAAGGUGACAUACCUGAGUAUAUCCAUGUACAUUAUUAUUUAUAUCAUAAAACAUAUUUAAUCAGGGCCUAGCACAAAUACGAAAGCAAUGAUUACGUUAUCAUACAGACGCACGAGCUUAUAGUUAAUAUUCCCAGCCAACUUUCAUUAUCUGAAAGGAUUUUAAAAACCCUUACUUUCACCCUUGUAUCUAUACAUCAUACAUAAUAUACAUACAUACAUAUGUACACCCGAUCGAUAAAAUUAUAUACAUAUUUUAUCCAUUUUCUGUGAUUUUUGCAUUCAAUUAUCGAAUAAGUAAGAUUCGAAUGACGUUAUGAUUUCUUACACCUUUGUAGAAAUCUUUUCCUCCACGUAUAUACCUAUAUGAUCUACACCGUAGAUCGACUAAAACUCUACGAACGGACGUACACGAAAAUUAUCCGAUAAUCCGUAAAGUUGUGUAAGUUAUAUACAUAUAUAUAUACGUGUAUAUAUAUAUAUAUUAACGAAUAUGUUACAAUAAUGUUAUUAAUGAAUAUUAAUAAAAAAAAUAAUACUAGUCAUAGUAACGAUAUUGAAAUAACGAAAACGAUUGAAAUAAGGAAACAAAAUAUAUAUGUAUAUACAUAUAUAGUGAGGUAAAUUAUGUAUAUAACAAUAUGUUCAUGUGAAAUAGGAUAAAUAAUGAAUUAAAUGUGGCAAGGGGGAUGCGAUUAUAUAAAGGGUGGUUCGAUGAAAACUGGUUACCUUUUUGGCCGAUGGAUGAAACUUUUCAUUCCGUUUAGAAAAUUGAAAAUAGAAUCCGUGGUUCGUAAAACGCCUUCAAAUUUUUUUCGAAUUUUACAAUCGACCGGUUGUUCGGAUCACCCUGUAUAUAAAUGUAAUAAUAUAUUAUGAAUUGCAUACGAUACGUUAUUGCUGCAGAAUGAGUGUAUUCAACAUAUCUGAUUGUGAGUUAACGUCCGCCAAUCUUUAGCUACAGUUCCAGUGACAUUUUUCCAUUCUUUAUUCAAGAUCUUGGCUUUUGGUUGACUGUAACGAAUUAUGAUUUCAUUAAAAAUUCGACUCAAUAACGUGCCUGCAGCGUAUAUCUAUUUUUUUAUGCGAUUACCUGCGAUAUUAGACGCUGUACCGUUGAUAAGUAUUUUUAAUUUUUCAAAAUUGUUCAUGCAUUCGCGUCGGUGCGAUCAGCUUAAUUUCAUCGAUAUUUUAGAUGCUUAAUUAUUAUUCUUCCACAGUUUUCAGUGAACGAUCUUUAUGACGAAGCAUUCGGAAGUAUUGAUCGUAACAAAGCAGAACGGUAUCCGGUAUGACUGAUGUGAUGAGAAUUUGAAUUUUAUAAAGAAAAAUAGAA